AUGGACAGUCAAUUCCCGUCCGAUUCGGACUCCCGACCGUUGGUCAACGGAACUUCCAGUAAUUGGGUCGUCCAGAAGUUUGGCGGCACCAGUGUUGGAAAAUUCGCUUUUAACAUUGUCGACCAGGUGGUCAUACCGAGUCUUGUGCAACACAGCGUGGCUGUAGUCUGCUCUGCGAGAAGUAGUUCGACAAAGGCUGAGGGUACCACCAACCGAUUGCUGAGAGCCGCGCGGGACGCUGAAAAUUCUCAAUCGCAACAAUAUGUCUCCUUCGUCGAAGCUGUCCGGUCAGAACAUGUCCAAGUGGCCCAAGAUCAACUGCAGUCCAGCGAAAUCAAAUCCCAAGUCAUUACGGAAAUCAAUGGCGAAUGCGAACGAGUCCUCAAGGUGUUGGAGGCUGCUCAGACCCUCGGGGAAAUCAGCGCCCGUUGUGUGGACAAGGUGAUUAGUACUGGGGAGAAGCUGAGUUGUCGGCUGAUGGCCGCUUUCCUCCAAGACCGCGGUGUGGACGCGGAAUACGUGGAUCUGGCGGAGAUCAUUGACUUCCCCAUCUCCAACCAUGGCCUCGACCAAGUGUUUUACAAUAAACUUGCCGCUGCCCUUGGACGGAGAAUCCAGGAAUGCGAGGGAAAGGUUCCAGUGAUCACUGGAUAUUUCGGAACGGUACCGGGCGGCCUUCUCGAUCAGAUUGGCCGCGGGUACACCGAUCUUUGCGCCGCAUUGGUGGCCGUUGGCAUCCAUGCGAAGGAACUACAGGUGUGGAAGGAAGUUGAUGGCAUCUUUACCGCAGACCCCCGCAAAGUGCCCACUGCACGCCUUCUCUCGGCAAUCACCCCCGCCGAGGCCGCCGAAUUGACCUUCUACGGUUCAGAAGUCAUCCACCCGUUUACUAUGGAGCAGGUCAUCCGCGCCAAGAUCCCGAUUCGCAUCAAAAAUGUCAUGAACCCCAAGGGUGACGGUACCGUCAUCUUCCCGGACUCUUCUUCUGAACUGGAGAAGACCGCUCCGGGCCACGAUCCCAAGUUAUUCCGCACGCGGAGCCACAGCUUCAUGCAGAGACCGAAGCGCCCGACGGCUGUCACGAUCAAACACAAGAUCCUUGUGAUCAACGUCCAUUCGAACAAGCGCUCCCUGUCACACGGCUUCUUUGCCGGCAUCUUUUCCGUCCUUGACCGGUGGAGACUCUCAAUUGAUCUGAUCUCCACUAGCGAGGUCCACGUGUCCAUGGCUCUUCAUUCGGAGAUGCCCUUGCUGAAUGGAGUCGGCCGAGAUGAGUAUCAGAUUAUUGAUGACGACCUGAAAGGGGCGUUGAACGACUUGCAAAAAUACGGCACGGUGGACAUCAUUCCCGAGAUGGCUAUCCUCAGUCUGGUUGGAAAGCAGAUGAAGAAUAUGAUCGGCGUCGCGGGGAGGAUGUUCACUACCCUUGGGGAGAACAACGUCAACAUCGAAAUGAUCUCGCAAGGUGCCAGCGAGAUCAACAUUUCCUGCGUGAUUGAAGAACGAGACGCAGACCGUGCUUUGAACAUAAUCCACACGAGCAUGUUUACCUUCUUAGAUUAA
This is a messenger RNA of Aspergillus terreus NIH2624, 1563 nucleotides long. Its product is annotated as aspartate kinase. The record is from RefSeq and is a predicted model, not a curated record. Gene Ontology annotation, biological process: amino acid biosynthetic process. NCBI's taxonomy places the organism in Eukaryota, Fungi, Ascomycota, Eurotiomycetes, Eurotiales, Aspergillaceae. Bases 1 to 1563 code for a protein of 520 amino acids. The transcript has 4 exons. Gene Ontology annotation, molecular function: aspartate kinase activity.